Molecule: messenger RNA, 3909 nt
Organism: Penaeus monodon (black tiger shrimp)
Lineage: Eukaryota; Metazoa; Arthropoda; Malacostraca; Decapoda; Penaeidae
Product: A disintegrin and metalloproteinase with thrombospondin motifs adt-1-like
Exons: 25
Coding region: 174-3713 (1179 amino acids)
Biological process (GO): extracellular matrix organization; proteolysis
Cellular component (GO): extracellular matrix
Molecular function (GO): metalloendopeptidase activity
Source: RefSeq, a predicted model, not a curated record
CCACUGUGGAUGUUCCCUCAGUGUGGCUUGUGACGUGAGUGAGGAAAGGUGUGUUUUCCGCUGGCUGGGACACUCGUAUUCACAUAACAGCCAGGUUUCAUACUAAGAUGUUAUUGCAAUAAACCCUACUUCAAGGGACCCCCCCCUGCCCACGCCGACCCCAACCUAUCAAGAUGGCGGCAAGAAAGGCAACAUGGCUACUCAGUAUUUCAUUUUUAUGCUGGUGUAUUGCUGGGGUCUUAGGAAAGGAGGAUGUACUCUCAGAGGAAGAGCUGCAGUUGGUCUUCGGGAGGAGGGAAACAGUGCCAAAAUACAACCUAGUAGUGCCACGGGUGUCAGGAGGCGGAUGGCACCCAAAGAGGAGCGCCCGGUCAGCUCCGGAGGCUCCUACUCUCAAGUUCGAUGCUCUGGGACGCUCCUUCAACUUCAAACUACAGCGUAACACGGAACUGAUUUCGCCGGCGUUCGUGUUCAUGCAGCGUAAUGGGGACGAAGCAGACAUCAUGGAGUUGGACGAACGGAAUUACGAAAUGUACUACCAAGGCGUCGACGACACGGGCGACACAAACAUCGCGGUGGAACUAAGCAAUAAUAUUCGCGGCGUGAUCACCAGCGCCUCCGACCAGUACGUGAUCCAAGCCCUUCCGGAGGCUGUGACACGCAGGAGGCGCAGUAUUGAACCCGAGGGAGAGCGAGACGACGCCCUGCCGACACACAUCGUUUAUCGCAGAGAGAGUCACGAUGAAGAAUGUCCAUCGGAGAGCCACUCGCGACGUCGUAGAUCUUUCAUCUCAGACACGGAGGAGAUUUCACGGAUGGAGGCCCAACAGGAGGAGACGAGAUCAGCCCUGGGAGCACGCGAAGGCAGGAGAUCCUACUACGACAGCUUCGAACAUGUUGUAGAUGAACAAUUACGGUCGGAAUGGCAUCGCGACAACCGCUACGGACCAGAGGGACACGAGGACAACAGAGCCAGGGGUUUCCGUGGCGAAGACCUGUACAUCGAAACGGCCGUGUUUGUCGACAAGGACCUGUACAGGCACAUGCAGGAUAACUUCCCGAGGGACACGGAGGACCAGGUGCUCAAGGUGGUCCUCGCUAUGGUCAACGCUGUGCAACUCCUCUACAACGACGACACUUUAGGCCACAGGAUCAAGUUCGUCCUCAAGCGCCUCGAGAUCCUGUACAAAGAUCCGACGGACCUGCACCGCCCCUACGACAUCGACAACCUCCUGACGAACUUCUGCUCGUGGCAACGCAAGGAGAACCCGCCCAGGGACAGCGACCCCUUGCACUGGGACCACGCCCUCAUCCUCACCGGCCUCGACGUCUUCACCAUCAACUCCAAGGGCAGGGUCAACUCGCAGGUCGUUGGUCUGGCUCCGGUCGCAGGCAUGUGCACGCCAUCCAGCUCCUGCACCGCCAACGAAGGUCGCCAUUUUGAGUCUGUUUACGUUGUGGCGCACGAAAUCGGGCAUAACCUGGGGAUGCGCCACGACGGCCUCCAGGCAGGCAACAACUGCGACCCCGGAAGGUACAUCAUGUCGCCGACUCUGGGCUCCGGCAAGAUCACGUGGUCCUCCUGCUCGAGGCGGUACCUCGAUGAUUUUUUAAGGACGGCGCAAGCAGAGUGCCUGCGGGACUCGGCGCGGCCUCUGCGUGAGCCGCUCAACCACGAGCAGUAUUCCCCGCCGGGGCAGCGGUUCUCGGCCGACCAGCAGUGCAUGUUGAAGCACGGCGUCGGCAGCACUCACGCGGCCUCGCAGCCUCUGGCAGAUAUCUGCCAGGACCUGCACUGUCACCGAGAUCCCUACACCUGGACGUCACAUCCUGCUCUUGAAGGAACUACCUGCGGCCACAGAAAGUGGUGUCGCAGAGGGCGCUGUGUGGACGAUGCCCAAACGUCCUCCGCUUCUGCCCUGCUUCCUACGGGCGUGGGGGCCGGCAACACGGGCGUGAGGGGCGAGUGGGGGCCUUGGUCUGCUUGCAACUCCGAGUGCUUGUAUAGCGUCGACGGCGUCUUGUCCUCGGGAAGCACGGGUCUCUCCCUGUCGGAAAGGCGGUGCAGGACGUGCCACGGUGAGUACCGGUACCGCGUGUGCUCGGCGGUGCAGAAGUGCAGCGCAGGCCGCCGCAGGACCGUGCAGGACUUCGCCGACGACACCUGCCGUGACACCGCCAGGAACUCCGCCUUCCUCACGGGCCUGGCAGCGAGGGUGCCCGCGCGAGGCCCGUCCCAGUGCGAGGUCCAGUGCGAGACGCGCGGCCAAGGCGAACAGACGUCGGGCAAGUCCUUCCCCGAUGGAACCGUCUGUGCGUCGCCCUCUAGCCUUCCCUCCUACUGCGUCGCCGGCGUUUGCACGGAGUUCCGUUGCGAGGCCGACGCUCUGUACGGCGCCGAUCCGCUCACCUGCCGACCUGACAUGGGCGCCCCCGACCCCCACCGCCCCCUAGGGCCCUCCCCUCCAGCAGGGUACGGCGAGACGGGGGUGUGGGGACCGUGGAUUCCUGCGUCUACGUGUCGUGCCAGCUGUGUGUCUUCAGCUAAAGGAAUUCAGCUUGUGAGUCGCGACUGCAGAAGCCACAGGUGCACAGGUAUCAACAGGAACAUUCAGAUUUGCAACCCGUCUAAUGCGGGCUGCGAGAGAAUCCAGUCGACGUUCGAAUACGCGAGCGAGGUUUGUCGAAGAUACAUGUCAGAAGUAGAUCAGCUGUCUGGGAUUGGCAUGCAGCUUUCAAGUACUAAAGAUGAUCCGGACCGCGCCUGCACCGUGGCCUGCCAGGACGCGCGCCUCAACUACCGCUUCUACCGCGUCAACGGCGGCGACGGCUGGUUCCCCUUCGGCACCGACUGCGCCAGGGGGACCGCCGGCCGCUCCGCCUACUGCCUCAACGGGAAGUGUUUGGAUUUCUCGAACGAGGGAACACCUUUGCGCAACACGAUCUUCACGGAGUACGAGCGGCAGCGCUCCCUGGACAUGGAACCGAUCGAGCGCGCUUAUCCCCUGGAAGUCAACCCAUAUCACCAGGAUUUCCGGCAGCCCUUCUACCAGGAGUCGGCGCCCCAGCAGACCUACCAGUGGCAGGCGCAGCACGUGCAGGAGCCGCACCGCCCCCGCCAGAGCACGUGGUUCGGGAGGCGGAGGAAGCGGGAUGUGACGUCAUCGUCCCAUCCGAUCUCCAGCACCAUAAGCGAUCAGCUGUUGAUGUCGCUGGUGGACGAGCUCAAUUCGACGCUCAUGUCCAAAGAAACCUCGAGCAAAGUGACCCCGGACUCCAUAGACUUCCAGAACCCUCUCUUCGUCGGCGAGCAAGUCACGGAGAAUAAUACGUUCACGCUCAACCCUAAUUCGUUCGAGCUCAAGCCAUUCAACCCCAGCAACCUCACUUCUGAAGGCGGGGUCGACGAGGAGGGUCAGUUCGACGCCCCGCAGGAGUACCGCUGGAGGCUGCUCGUGUCGCCGUGCUCCGUCUCUUGCGGAAAGGGCGUGGAAGAGGUGCUCCUGUUGUGCGUUCAGCGAGACCGGGAUGACCUCCCCGUGGCAGACCGACGGUGCUCCCACUUGUCCCCUCCUGCAUCAGGCGGGUUCAGGCCCUGCUGGAGAGAGGAGCCCUGCCCUCGACGACCUCCUGACGGGGAUCUGUCUUCGUCGCCUAUAGGACGCUGGGUGCUGGGCCUUCUGGAGGGGAUUGUAGAUACACGUGGACUCUGAUCCGUGAUAGUUUAGAAAGAGUCUUUUUUUUGUAUGUAGUUUUAUUUUCUAUUUUUUUCCACGAUUGUUUUAUACGUAGGUGCAUUUUUUAUGGAUACGUUUUAGAUACUGUUUUGUAUUUUUUUGUGUGUAGAUAAUGUAGGAUAAGAUUGUUUCGUGUCUCUUUCAUACGUUUUUUUUCUCAUACCAGCAUCUC